CAAAAACAUAAUUUUUAUGCACAAUUUCACCAGUACCUAUCAAGCAUCUAAUGCGUAAAAGAAGACUAAAAAAGCUACGAUCAUGAGAUUUGAUGUGUCAUGCGCAGCGGUAAUUUUCAUCUCGGGAGUCAUGAUGAAACUUUUUGUGACAUCAGAUUCGAACCAAUCACAAUCAUCAUUAGACGAACAAGACCUGGUGAGUGAUUACACGGUCACAGAUGAAUCCAAACCGCUGCCAAACUUCCAUCAACUUACAAAUCUAUCGCCAGAAAACCCAAACACAGCAGUAUCUCCCUCGAUGGUUUCGACACCACAAAACGUCUCUGAUUCAUCAGACAAUCAUCAGCAAGUUUUUGAAACACAACAAAACUACUUUCUUGAUCGAGCCCAAAACAAUGAAGAGAACCAAAAAUGUAUUCCCUUGCGUCCGACUGUUGUAAUAACCAUCUUGCCAAAAAUUUUAUCGUUCGAUAUAUUCUCGCAAGCCGAUCCUGCCCAUUAUCUUCUGCUCAAAUCGAUAAAAUUAUCGGAUAAAGAAGCUCGAUCACUUAGAUACGAAGUGAAUUUAGCUUUGAGCGAUAAACUGCUUCCCCAGUGCUACAUUCCAUUCGCUAAUUUACUAUCAUCGUUCCUGAAAUGUUGGAUGUUUCUUUUGAACGCAAAAUAUUACAUCGUUCACAUUCGAGAUAAACGAAUCGAAAAUUUCAAUCGUUACAAUUCUUUGCCCAUUGAAAUUUCUUCGUCACCCGAAUUAUCUGAACUGUUCUCUUCCGACGUUUUUUCCGACCCUAAACCACCUUUGCGCCUUUUGAAUAAAAUAUUCAAAAUGUCUGAAAAUGCACUUAUAAAUGCAAAGAACCACUUGCAAGAUUUCCUAACAAAGUGGGUUGGGACAUUUAAAACUACGUUCGUUCCGGCUUAUGUCAACUAUGCUAAUGCUGUGUAUCCAGUUUUCCAUGAUGAAUUGGUAUUGAAGGAGUUUAAACAGGAUUUGGGUGAAAUUCAACGAAAAUCGAAUUCUGGUUAGGAUUUUAUGUAUGCAACAUUUCGACGAGUAACGCAUCUCAUUCGUUUUGUUACUUCAAACAAAUAAAUGGUAUCAUCUUCUAGAGAA
This is a messenger RNA of Planococcus citri (citrus mealybug), 1114 nucleotides long. RefSeq lists its product as uncharacterized. The record is from RefSeq and is a predicted model, not a curated record. Lineage: Eukaryota; Metazoa; Arthropoda; Insecta; Hemiptera; Pseudococcidae. The coding region runs from base 83 to 1027 and encodes 314 amino acids. The transcript has 2 exons.